Molecule: messenger RNA, 1062 nt
Organism: Fonticula alba
Lineage: Eukaryota; Rotosphaerida; Fonticulaceae
Exons: 6
Coding region: 1-1062 (353 amino acids)
Biological process (GO): protein geranylgeranylation; protein farnesylation
Cellular component (GO): CAAX-protein geranylgeranyltransferase complex; protein farnesyltransferase complex; cytoplasm
Molecular function (GO): CAAX-protein geranylgeranyltransferase activity; protein farnesyltransferase activity
Source: RefSeq, a predicted model, not a curated record
AUGCGGGGAGGGCCGGUGCCCGGCCGGGCCGUGCGGGCGCCUCCCCUUCAGCGCCCGGCCUCCGGGCUGCCCGGCCAGCUGCCGGCCGAGAUCGAGGGCAAGCUCCUUUGCGAGAUCCCCGAGCUGAGUGACAUCACCCCGCUGCCCCAGCUGGAGACCGAGACCCCGGUGGUGAAGAUCCUCCACAGUGACUCGUUCGACGAUGCGCUGAGCUACUUCCGCGCCAUCGUCCAAUCCGGCGAGGUGUCCAUGCGGGCGCUGCUCAUCACCUCCUACGCGGCCAUCGUCUGCCCAUCGCACUACAGUGUCUGGCAAUACCGCCGCAAGCUGCUGGCCCAGCUGAAGGUGGACCCCCACCGGGAGAUCGAGUUCGUCCAGGCCAUCCUCCUGGACAACUGGAAGAACUACCAGCUCUGGUACCACCGGCAGCAGCUGGUCGCCUCGAUCGGCGGCCGGUCGGAUGAGCGCGACAUCACGGACUCCUGCUUCGAGCAUGAUGCCAAGAACUACCACGCCUGGUCGCACCGGCAGUGGUUCCUCCGGACCUACCCGCCCCCCUCGUGGCUGGUGGAGGAGCGUGCCUACUGCGACCGGCUCCUGUCCGAGGACGUGCGCAACAAUUCCGCCUGGAACCAGCGCAUGUUUGUCCUGCUGCACACGCCGCGCGAUCAUCCGGAGGAGUUCGGCCAAAUCCUGACUGCCGAGCUGAACUACACCCUGGAGAAGCUCAACGCCGCCCCGAGCAAUGAGAGCGGCUGGAACUACCUGCGCGGGCUGUACACCAAGUUCCCCGGGCCCUGGGACGCGGGCUUCUUCGCCACGAUCUCCGCCAGCUGCGACGCGCUGCUGCUGCGGGAAUCCCAAAGCCCCCACCUGAAUGCCUUCAUGUUCCACUUCUACCGCGAUUGGGCCGCCCGCCAGGGGGACGUCAGCAUCAUGGCCCCGUCGGUCACGAUCGCCAAGCUCCUUCGCGAUGAAAUCGACACCAUCCGCGCCAAGUACUGGGAUAUGAUGCACGAGCGCGUGGUCGCUGCCUUGGCCGCCGCCGCCACCACCGCCUAA